Messenger RNA from Plasmodium malariae, 891 nucleotides. RefSeq names its product fam-l protein. The record is from RefSeq and is a predicted model, not a curated record. Lineage: Eukaryota; Apicomplexa; Aconoidasida; Haemosporida; Plasmodiidae. The transcript is spliced from 2 exons. Bases 1 to 891 code for a protein of 296 amino acids.
AUGGAACAAAAUAUUAAGACCCUAUUAUUUAUUAGAAUUACAACAUUCAUCUUUUUAUGUUGGACAUACCAUUUUUACAGUUAUGUGAUUACUCUUAAGAAGUCUCUAGAGGGUGGGGACAAUUACUAUAGAAAAUUACAUGCAAGUAAUUAUCAUUUAUUGGAAAAAUACAAACAUAAUAAGUAUUUAAGAUUUUUAUGUUUAAAAAAUGAAAUUCAAAUUAAUGGAGUUUCCGAAAAAAAAGAUAUAUCUCAUAAUAAGAAUGAUGAUUCUGAAAAAAAAAAGCGAUCGAAAAAAUAUGCAUCAAAUAUUGCAGGUCAUAAAUCAGGAAUGAAAAAUAAAUCUUGUAUAUUUAAAACAAAAAAAUAUUCCCAUUUAGAAAAAAAAAUAUUCAAGGAACUUGAUUAUACGAGUUUUCUUCAAAAUAACAGGACAAUUAGUAAUAAGGUUUACACAAAAAUAAUAUGUAAAAAAUACGGAUUGCGUAUUGUUUUACCUUUUUUAAUUUGUUUGUUUUUAUUAAUAAUAUUUAUAGUAGAAAUAUCACUAACAUAUAGCAACAGUGGUAGUUUAUUGUAUCAUUUAGGUUUGGACAAGCAAUCUUUAGAAUCUUUAUCAAAAAAUAAUAAAGGUCCAUGGUCACCUAUUGUAGGAGUAUUGAAAAGUUUGGGAGAAUUCUUGCAACACAGUACAUCAUCAUCGGGUACACUUUCAUGUGGCUGGUGUCAAGUAGCAUCAGAAGUUAGUGAUAUGUGUAUAUUAGGAAACUUUUUUCGUAUUCUAAUAUAUUUCGUACCUUUCGUUUUAUUAAGUAUCACUCUUAUAUCAGGAAUUCUUUAUUACCAUAAAAAAGUUAAAAAAUAUGAAAAAAUUAAAUUCGAAAAAAGGUAA